AUGCACCGACUUAUGCCACCAGCGACGAAAUACGUCGCCAUCUUGCGGGAACCUUACGCUCAGUUCUGGUCGACAAUGAAUUACUUUCACGGCUUUCAGGAGUCAUCGCCGCUGCACGGGCAGCGCAUACGGAAGCAGGGUAAAGUGUUUCUCGGCGAUCCGGACUUCUACUACGAGUAUCUCGACUACAGCGCGCGCCACUCGAUUCAGAUGUCGCACGAUCUCGGCCUUCCGGCUCGACACCGCCGAAACGAGACGGAAAUAGCCGAGUUUCUCCGAAGAACCGACGAGGACUUCGAUCUGGUUCUCAUCAGAGAGUACUUCGACGAGUCACUCGUGCUGCUGCGUCGCCUGCUCUGCUGGCCUCUACGUAGCAUCGUCUAUCAAACUCGCAACGCAAAGACGUACGAGACGUCUGUGACGCCGACGACGUCCUCGCAGGAGCACGAGAACGAGGAUCGGAAUUUGAGAGCGGCGUAUCGCGCCUGGAACGCGGCCGACGCUCGUCUCUACGAUCAUUUCAACGCAACGCUGUGGAAGCGCAUAGCAAGAGAGGAGAACUUCCACGAGGAGGUUUCCUUCUUCAGGAUGACGAACAGGAAGGUUUCGAUCGCCUGCGCUAGGCUCGGUCGUCUAAAGAAGAAGUCGUCGGCGGUGCGCGUUCGCAAGUCUAAGUGGUCGCCAGCGUUUAGUAUCGACGGUGGGGUUUGUCAUAGAUUGGAGCUCGAUAUGAUAUCCUACCUGAAGCGCCUAAAACUUUCCUACUAUGAACGAAGCAACUCGUCCAAGAACGCGUGA
This is a messenger RNA of Priapulus caudatus, 798 nucleotides long. Its product is annotated as galactose-3-O-sulfotransferase 3-like. Bases 1 to 798 code for a protein of 265 amino acids. The transcript has a single exon. Gene Ontology annotation, biological process: glycolipid biosynthetic process. NCBI's taxonomy places the organism in Eukaryota, Metazoa, Priapulida, Priapulimorpha, Priapulimorphida, Priapulidae. Gene Ontology annotation, cellular component: membrane. The record is from RefSeq and is a predicted model, not a curated record. Gene Ontology annotation, molecular function: galactosylceramide sulfotransferase activity.